GCAGUUCAACUUCUGACGCAGAAGAAAACGUCAAUUCUCAAGAUGGUGUCCAAAGUGGUGUUCUUUGCCCUCUUCCUGACCUGUGUCGUCGCCAUGACCUUGGCUGGCCCAGUGGCCGAACCGGAACCGGAACCAGGCUACGGCUACGGCGGAUAUGGCGGUUUCGGUGGAUUCGGCGGCUUUGGUCGUGGUGGAUAUGGUGGUUAUGGUGGCUACGGAGGAUAUGGUGGUCGUGGUGGCUAUGGUGGCUACGGAUGGUCAGGCUAUGGAAAAUAAAGAACCGGCUGGCAACCCUUCCCCAGUGAAGAAGACGAUGAGAACAGCAGAUCAUCGUUCAUCCUUCAUCACCAUCUCCGACUAAUUCGGAUAAAGGAUAUAGGUCACAUCCUUAAAGACUUCUCAUUUAUUUAAUAUAAUAAUUACAUCUUCGAAUUCGUAUUAUCGGAUGUUAAAAAGGUCAUCUUUAUGUAUAAAAAUAUCAAUGUUUCUGUCCAUCAAAAGAGAUUCCGUGAUAACAUGAAGCUAUAAAAAGAGAAAAAUAAAGAUUACAAUGAA
Macrobrachium nipponense is the source of this 555-nucleotide messenger RNA. RefSeq names its product neuropeptide-like protein 31. The transcript has 3 exons. The record is from RefSeq and is a predicted model, not a curated record. The coding region runs from base 43 to 276 and encodes 77 amino acids. Lineage: Eukaryota; Metazoa; Arthropoda; Malacostraca; Decapoda; Palaemonidae.